AUGGGUCUAUGUCUAUCUUGCUUGAGCGGUGGUGGUAAUGAUGACGAGUACGAUGAAACAGCAUCACUACUAAGGAGAAACCAACAAGGGGGGUACGACCUGUUACAAGAAGAGGAAAUAUUAAAACAAGAACAAAGGCAACAAGAGUUGAAUAACAUAGUCAAUGACUUAUCGGAAAACUUAAUUGAUGUCACUUCGUUUUUGAACAAGGGUAGUAUGUCUGGAGUGCAAUCGCAAUCGCAGUCACAGUCACAACUACUCCCACCACAAUUCAGCAAUGGCGAUGGCAACAGAUCCGGAGGCCACGCAGGGACGAAUGGUGAGGGUGGUACAAGAACAUUCCCCUAUGUUUACAGCCAGAGUGAUAAAGAAAAAGUGUUGGAGAAAGCACUGAAGCUUCCAGACAGUGUACGGCAAGGGUGUGAAAUAUCCACUCAAGAGCCCUUGUAUUUGAAGUUCUAG
This is a messenger RNA of Lodderomyces theae, 462 nucleotides long. RefSeq lists its product as uncharacterized. The record is from RefSeq and is a predicted model, not a curated record. NCBI's taxonomy places the organism in Eukaryota, Fungi, Ascomycota, Pichiomycetes, Serinales, Debaryomycetaceae. Gene Ontology annotation, biological process: regulation of receptor recycling; cholesterol homeostasis; endosomal transport. The transcript has a single exon. The coding region runs from base 1 to 462 and encodes 153 amino acids. Gene Ontology annotation, cellular component: membrane raft; late endosome membrane; Ragulator complex.